Molecule: messenger RNA, 1811 nt
Organism: Serinus canaria (Common canary)
Lineage: Eukaryota; Metazoa; Chordata; Aves; Passeriformes; Fringillidae
Gene: SUGCT
Product: succinyl-CoA:glutarate-CoA transferase
Exons: 14
Coding region: 80-1351 (423 amino acids)
Molecular function (GO): catalytic activity
Source: RefSeq, a predicted model, not a curated record
UGUCCCGGGAGCGGCACGGGAAGGGGGCGGCGGCGGCGGCGCCUGCGCCGAGCACUCGGCGCUGUCUCGAGUGGUGGGGAUGCUGCGCGCCGGGCUGGGAAGAAGGAGCCGAUGUUGCGGAGGGCUCUGGAGGAGACCCUGCCCCGAAGCUGCCGGCGGCAGAGCCAGAGCCCUGAGCGCUGCCUCUGCCUCCCCUUCCCCGGGCAGCGGCGGCGGGGCGCGGAGCGGAGGCGCUCCCCCGGCAGGUGCUAGUAAUGUAAAGCCAUUGGAUGGUGUGAAAAUUCUUGAUUUAACAAGGGUUCUUGCAGGACCAUUUGCCACAAUGAAUUUGGGAGAUCUAGGGGCUGAAGUUAUUAAAGUGGAAAGACCAGGAGCUGGUGAUGACACAAGAGCCUGGGGCCCACCUUUUGCUGGGACAGAAAGUGUUUAUUUUCUCAGUGUCAAUAGAAACAAAAAGAGUAUAGCCAUCAACAUGAAGGAUUCAAAAGGAGUAAAGCUUAUCAAAGAGCUUGCAGCAGCAUCUGAUGUUUUAGUGGAAAACUUUGUCCCUGGGAAGCUGGCUGAAAUGGGUCUAGGUUAUGAAGACAUUAAAAAGAUUGCUCCUCACAUAGUGUACUGUUCAAUAACAGGUUAUGGUCAGACUGGUCCAGUGGUUCAGAGAGGUGGAUAUGACUCCAUUGCUGCUGCUGUUUCUGGUCUCAUGCAUAUCACAGGGCAUGAGGGUGGUGAGCCAGUUAGAUCAGGAGUAGCAAUGACAGACCUUGCUACGGGGUUGUAUACAUAUGGAGCAAUUAUGGCUGGUUUACUUCAGAGGUAUAAGACAGGAAAAGGACUACACAUUGACUGCAACCUCCUGUCAACUCAGGUUGCAUGUCUCACUCAUGUAGCAGCUAAUUACCUUAAUUGCAAAAUUGAAGCAAAACGCUGGGGUAGUGCUCAUGGGAGUAUUGUUCCAUAUCAGGCAUUUAAGACCAAGGAUGGCUACAUCGUGGUGGGAGCUGGAAAUGAUCAUCAGUUUGUCACUGUGUGCAAGAUCCUGAAUUUGCCUGAAGUUAGUAAAGAUUCCAGAUACAAAACUAAUACACUCAGAGUCCAGAACAGAAAAGAACUUAUUGACAUAUUAUCAACACGGUUUUCAGAAAAAGCGACGCUCGAGUGGCUGCAGCUCUUUGAAGGCAGUGGGGUUCCCUACGGCCCAAUCAACAACAUGCAGCAAGUGUUCUCAGAUCCUCAGGUACUGCACAAUGGACUUGUGAUGGAAAUGAAUCAUCCAACAGCUGGGAAGAUAGCUGUUCCAGGUGACAAUAAAUGCCCCCUCAACUUCAUGCCUGAAUGGAGUAUGUCCUGCUGACAGCAAGGAUGCACAGAUGACCACCACCUUUCACCCCCUCACCAGUCACCCUCCUUCUACCCCAGCAAAGGCCUGUUUUCAUCUGCAAGGCUCCUGUAACUCACCCACAUGCAAAUGCUUUUGACCUUAAUUAAAGCAGUUCACCUCUCUCUGCCUCUAGGGAUGGUUUCCUCAUAAGGCAGUUGUGUUUAAUUAGCAUUUGCAUAGCAUUCUGCUGGUUGCUUUCCUGGAGCGUUGUUCAGUAGGAGCGUGGGAUUGCUGAAGCCUGACUGGCAAGCUUUGCACCCUCUUAAUUGACACAGAAGCCAAGUAGAAUUUACACAAGGAAAGAACAGAGAAUUGUUAAUGAUGGAUCAUUAGCAAGUAGCUCCUUUGAAUGAAUGUAGAUAACUUUAUAACUCUAUCAAAGUGAAAAGUAGCGUGAUGAAUUAUGCAUCAAACAAUAAAAGCUCAAGGAAGA